AUUGAGGUAUAAGAAUCAUCCCUUCCAAUCCCUCUCUUCCUAGUUCCUACCCAUCAAAUCCGUCACUAUUUCUCCUUCUUCCGUCACUAUUUCAAUUCUCCCGUCACUAUAAACUCACACGCUCCUCAUAACUUCGUCACAUAUGAAUAACACAUACACGACGCUUUAAUCUCCUACACCACCGGAAAAAAAAAUGGAAACCGGCGGCCCACCAGAGCCAAAACCGUCACCGUUAACCCGACUCAACACGUUCGUCGCUAAAACCCGAGUCGGAAAACGAUUCAAACUCACCGAACGUAACACCACCUUCACUACCGAGCUCCGCGCGGGCACCGCCACGUUCCUCACCAUGGCCUACAUCCUCGCCGUCAACGCCAGCAUCCUCUCCGACUCCGGUGGCCCAUGCUCCGUCGCUAACUGCAUCCCACUCUGCUCCGAUGCAUCCGUUUCCGUCGCUAAUUGCACCGGUCCAACUCAGCGAGUUAUCCAACCCGACGAGUCAUGCAAAUUCGCCCCGGUUAACCCGGGGUACACCGAGUGUUUAACAACUAUUAGAAAAGAUCUUAUUGUCGCCACCGUAGCAUCUUCGCUUAUUGGUUGUGUGAUCAUGGGCGUUUUCGCCAAUUUACCAUUGGCGUUGGCGCCUGGAAUGGGCGCCAACGCCUACUUCGCGUACACCGUGGUCGGCUUCCACGGCUCGGGUAACAUAUCUUACGAAAAUGCCCUCGCUGCGGUUUUCAUCGAAGGGUUAAUAUUUUUAUUAAUCUCCGCCGUCGGCUUACGAGCUCAGCUAGCCAAACUAAUCCCAAAGCCGGUCCGAAUAUCCUCCUCAGCCGGUAUCGGCUUAUUUCUCGCCUUCAUCGGGUUACAAAACAACCAAGGAAUCGGGUUAAUCGGGUUCAGCAGUUCCACUUUAAUAACCAUCGGCGCGUGUCCAGCCUCGUCCAGAGUGUCAGUCGCGCCGGUGGUUACUUUCCCGAACGGAACCGUCGCACUCCUCCCUGGCGGUUCCGUUUCGGGAGAUAUCAUGUGUUUACAUAACCGAAUGGAGAGCCCGACUUUCUGGCUCGGCGUGGUCGGGUUUGUGAUUAUCGCGUAUUGUUUGAUUAAAAAUGUAAAAGGCGCGAUGAUAUACGGCAUUGUGUUUGUUACGGCCGUAUCAUGGUUCCGUAAUACGGACGUAACGGCAUUUCCGAAAACUCCACAAGGAGACUCCGCGUACGAAUAUUUUAAAAAAGUUGUUGAUAUUCAUACAAUUCAGUCAACCGCGGGGGCAUUAAGUUUCUCCAAUAUCAACAAAGGGUAUUUUUGGGAAGCGUUAGUAACUUUUUUAUACGUAGAUAUUCUUGACACGACUGGAACACUAUAUUCAAUGGCAAGGUUUGCGGGAUUCGCGAACUCUAACGGUGAGUUUGAGGGUCAGUAUUUUGCUUUCAUGUCUGACGCGUCAUCGAUUGUGAUCGGGUCAUUGCUCGGGACGUCACCCGUGACGACGUUUAUCGAGUCGUCUACAGGGAUUAGGGAAGGUGGGAGGACGGGUAUGACGGCGUUAACCGUGGCGGGGUAUUUUAUGCUAGCGUUCUUUUUCACGCCGUUACUGGCGUCGAUACCCGCGUGGGCGGUGGGGCCGCCGUUGAUAUUAGUAGGAGUUUUGAUGAUGAGAUCGGUUGUGGAAAUUGAUUGGGAUGAUAUGAGGCAAGCGGUACCGGCGUUUAUAACGCUGUUAUUGAUGCCGUUAACGUAUUCGAUUGCGUAUGGGUUGAUUGGUGGGAUUGGGACGUAUAUUGUGUUGAAUUUUUAUGAUUGGGUUCAGGGGGUGUUAUGUAAAUAUGGGAUUGUUAAGGGGGGUAGGAGUAAUGAUACUGUUGUUAUUAAUGGUAGUGCAGGGGGUGAUGGGGUAGUUGUAGGGAAUGGUGUGAAUGGAAGUGAUAAAAGUGUUGAAGUUUAGUGGUUUUUUUUAUUAAUAUAUUAUAUUUGUUAUUUUGGCUUUUGAUUAGUAUGUAUUUUGAAUAUAAUGUCCAUUUUAGAAACUAUAUAUUGUCUUUUUCUCAUGUUAA
Molecule: messenger RNA, 2057 nt
Organism: Helianthus annuus (common sunflower)
Lineage: Eukaryota; Viridiplantae; Streptophyta; Magnoliopsida; Asterales; Asteraceae
Product: adenine/guanine permease AZG1
Exons: 1
Coding region: 194-1948 (584 amino acids)
Biological process (GO): transmembrane transport
Cellular component (GO): plasma membrane
Molecular function (GO): purine nucleobase transmembrane transporter activity
Source: RefSeq, a predicted model, not a curated record